AUGUGUCAACACAAAACAAUCGGUUUACUACUUCUCCAAGUCGCCCUCCUCGCAGUGGUUCGCGGUCGCACUAUUACCAAGGACGAGGAUGAAGUUAUCUAUCCGCCGCAAUCGAAUCCUCGCAUAGUGGGCGGUGAAGCGGCACCCGAGGGAUUCGCACCAUACCAAAUUUCCAUGCAGAACCUUAAGGGUCGUCACUUCUGUGGUGGUGCUAUUAUCGAUCCGCGUUGGAUCAUUACUGCCUCACAUUGUGUUUCAGGAGCAUCAGCUACAAAAUUACAAAUUUUCACAGGUGCACAAAAUCUUAAAAACAACACUGGCAAAUACUACUAUCCCGAUCGCAUUGUGAUGCACACAAGCUACAAUCAUCCACCAUACGCCAACGAUAUUGCACUGUUGCAUUUGAAUGACACGAUCGUGUUUGAUGAACACACCCAGGCGGUAAAGUAUGGUUAUGAGUCAUUGAAAAAAGAUGACGAACUCGUGCUUACCGGUUGGGGUACAAUGGCGUUGGGUGGGUCCAUACCGGAUAUUUUGCAGACGCUGACUGUACGUGUGGUGCCAUAUGAGGAAUGCCGCAAGUCACAUCCAGACAAUCUAUCCAACUAUGUUGAUGUAGGACAUCUGUGUACUUUCAAUGAUAACGGUAAAGGCGCUUGUCAUGGCGAUUCAGGCGGUCCUUUGGUGCACAAUGGCACCUUGGUGGCGUUAGUCAAUUGGGGCUUGCCCUGUGCGAAGGGAUACCCAGAUGUGCAUGCAAGUGUGGCAUACUAUCAUGAUUUUAUACGCACACAUUUGAGUGCCGCAACAGAGGCGACGGAGUGA
Molecule: messenger RNA, 825 nt
Organism: Rhagoletis zephyria (snowberry fruit fly)
Lineage: Eukaryota; Metazoa; Arthropoda; Insecta; Diptera; Tephritidae
Product: chymotrypsin-1-like
Biological process (GO): proteolysis
Molecular function (GO): serine-type endopeptidase activity
Source: RefSeq, a predicted model, not a curated record